AUGUGGAUUGUCAACUGGUUCUACGACGUUCUGUCCUCUCUCGGACUAUGGAACAAGAACGCCAAGCUGCUCUUCCUCGGUCUCGAUAACGCCGGAAAGACCACCCUGCUGCACAUGCUCAAGAACGACCGAAUGGCCGUCUCUAACCCCACCGUGCACCCCACCUCCGAGGAGUUGUCCAUCGGCAACUGUAAAUUCACAACCUUUGAUCUCGGUGGACAUAUCCAGGCCCGACGAGUGUGGAAGGACUACUUUCCCGAGGUCAACGGCAUUGUUUUCCUCGUCGAUGCCGCCGACCCUACUCGAUUCGCCGAGUCCAAGGCCGAGCUCGACUCUCUGCUUGCCAUUGAGCAGCUCAAGACUGUGCCCUUCUUGAUUCUUGGAAACAAGAUCGACAUGCCCCAGGCCGUUUCCGAGCUCGAGCUCAAGGACGCCCUUGGACUGUACCAGACCACCGGUAAGGGCAAGGUGCCUCUUGAAGGCAACAUCCGACCCAUCGAGAUUUUCAUGUGCUCCAUUGUCAUGCGGCAGGGCUACGGAGACGGUAUUCGAUGGCUGUCUCAGUAUGUUUAG
This is a messenger RNA of Yarrowia lipolytica CLIB122, 573 nucleotides long. RefSeq lists its product as uncharacterized. Gene Ontology annotation, biological process: endoplasmic reticulum to Golgi vesicle-mediated transport; membrane organization; vesicle organization. Gene Ontology annotation, molecular function: GTP binding; GTPase activity. NCBI's taxonomy places the organism in Eukaryota, Fungi, Ascomycota, Dipodascomycetes, Dipodascales. Gene Ontology annotation, cellular component: endoplasmic reticulum exit site; COPII vesicle coat. The record is from RefSeq and is a predicted model, not a curated record.